AUGGCGAGGGUCUCAGAUGUAGCAACGGGGAACGACCGAGUGGGACUGGUGUACAUGUUUAACCUCAUUGUGGGCACCGGGGCACUCACCAUGCCCAAGGCCUUUGCCACCGCCGGGUGGCUCGUCAGCCUGGUCCUGCUGGUGUUCCUGGGCUUCAUGAGCUUCGUGACGACUACCUUCGUGGUCGAGGCCAUGGCCGCAGCCAACGCCCAGCUCCGCUGGAAGAGGAUGGAGAACCGCCAGGAGGAGGAAGAGGAUGACUCCUCCACGGCCUCCGACAGUGACGUCCGUGUUCAGGACAGCCACGAGCGGGCAGAGAGACGACCCAUCCUGUCAGUGCAGAGACGUGGGUCUCCGAACCUUUUUGAAAUCACAGACCGGGUAGAGAUGGGACAGAUGGCCUCCAUGUUCUUCAAUAAAGUGGGGGUCAACCUGUUCUACUUCUGCAUCAUCAUUUACCUGUAUGGGGACUUGGCCAUCUACGCUGCCGCCGUGCCCUUCUCCCUCAUGCAGGUGACCUGCAGCGCCACCAGCAACGAGUCCUGUGGGGUGGAGGCCGACGCCAAGCACAACGACACGGACCCGUGCUGGGGGCCCCUGCGCCGUGUGGACGCCUACCGCAUCUACCUGGCUGUCUUCACUCUCCUCCUUGGACCCUUCACCUUCUUUGACGUCCAGAAGACCAAGUACCUGCAGAUCCUGACCUCCCUGAUGAGAUGGGUUGCUUUUGCCAUCAUGAUCGUGCUGGCCCUGGUCCGCAUCGGGAACGGGCACAGGGAGGGGCACCCGCCCCUGGCUGACUUCUCCGGGGUCCGGAACCUGUUUGGGGUGUGCGUCUACUCCUUCAUGUGCCAGCACUCGCUGCCGUCCCUCGUCACACCGGUGUCCUCCAAGCGUCACCUCACUCGCCUGGUCUUCCUGGACUACGUGCUCAUCCUCGCCUUCUACGGCCUCCUCUGCUUCACCGCCAUCUUCUGCUUCCGCGGCGACAGCCUCAUGGACAUGUACACCCUCAACUUCGCGCGCUGCGACGUCGUGGGCCUGGCCGCCGUGCGCUUCUUCCUGGGCCUCUUCCCCGUCUUCACCAUCAGCACCAACUUCCCCAUCAUCGCCGUGACCCUCCGCAACAACUGGAAGACGCUCUUCCACCGCGAGGGGGGCACGUACCCCUGGGUGGUGGACCGCGUGGUGUUCCCCACCAUCACCCUGCUGCCCCCAGUGCUGGUGGCCUUCUGCACCCACGACCUGGAGUCCCUGGUGGGCAUCACAGGCGCCUACGCGGGCACAGGCAUCCAGUACGUCAUCCCCGCCUUCCUGGUGUACCUCAGCCGCAAGGACACCCAGCUGGCCCUGGGCUACGGCACCGUCAACAAGCACAGAUCCCCUUUCCGCCACACCUUCUGGGUGGGCUUUGUGCUGCUCUGGGCUUUCUCCUGCUUCUUCUUCGUCACUGCCAACAUCGUCCUCAGCGAGACCAAGGUCUGAUGGCGGGAUGUGGUCCGGUGACGAGAGAGGCGGGGGCUCCACGCUGGGCCCCUCGCUUACCUUCCCACCUGCAGGGCCAAGAGCUGACCCCUUCCCAGGGUGGCAAGGGGCAGGUGAGGCCAGACUCGUGGAGGGGACCCUCCUCGUCUCCUGCUAGGGGUCUUCUCCCCACCCACGAUCCCGUGCAGUCCACACCUCGGCUCACUCGCCAGGACGGCCUGCCUCCCAGGCCCCCCUGCCCCGGGGCGGCUGCUGGCGAACCUAGCCAUACAACCCGGGCACACAGCUGGCCCAGUUCCAGGACCGGUUACUGCUUUACGUGCCAGGGGCGGGCUCCUCCCCCCGCACAGUGGGGACAAAGUGGUGGCACUCCCGUUAUUUAUACCAGAGGCCACGUCCCCUCCUCCUCUGUCCUGCCCCUCCUGUGUCCUUGUCUGGGAAAACUCCACUAGUAGCUGCUGCCUCCUCAGGGCAAAUCCCAGGCCCAACCCUCCUCCCCACUGGCACUGCCAGUGACAGGCAGGUCCCACCUUCCCCUCAGGCCUGGAGUGGCCAGGUGCCACUCCACUCCUGGGAGAGGGCCUGGCCACCCCCGAUGACAAGAACGGGAAGUGCUGAUUGGCACCAGGGUCCCAGGACUGUGGCUCUCAGGGCCCUUGCUGUGGGUGCCAACACCUGUCCUGAGCUCCUGAGCCAGGGGUGACUCGGGAGCAGCAGGCAGGAGAGGUCCUUCCUCGGGGCACAGCUGCCCGGCAGCCGGGUUAAAGCGCAGAGCCUGUGACCCUUCAGAGCGAUUCUCUGCUCUCCUGACUGCACCCCUGGGGCCCUCAGGGUCCCCUGCGGUACAGGGGGGCUGUGCAUAAGGACCACUAAGGGGAGCUACCCUCACCCACCCCGCGGUGGCUCGGGGGCACCCUGGGCAUGUAGCGGUGAGCAGGCUCUGCGUCCCACCCUGUAAGAGGUCAGGCCUGCGGAGCGGCGGCAGGCUUGGCCGUCCCUGCUCCCACUCCAGCACUAAACGUGGCUCCCUUUUGAGCCAGGCCCUGGGUGCUCUGUUCAUACUCUCGGUGACCUUUGGGUGCUGCGGACUGAGAUGGGGCACCAGCCACCACUCUCAUGGAACGGAGGGUGGCUUCCUGGCCCCCUCACCAGCUCUUCCGUGGUCCCCUCCCUGUCACAGGCAUGCAUGCACCUGCUGGGCCAGCCCUUCUCAGAAACACAGGUGACUAGCGGACUCUGCAUUUUCAAUGUGCCUUCUGCUUCAGGACCUGGGGGUCCUUCCUGACCCCUCCCUGGCGUGCCCCCAGCCCUGGGCCUGGCCCUACCUGUCCUGGAGCCCAAAGCAGCUUGGCCCGGAGCUGCCUCUCUGGGGUGGGGUCUCAGGCCCCCACCCCCUCCCCACCCUUUGAUUUCAGUGCCUUGCUCACCUCUUGUUAGGGGACCUCCCCAGCCUUCCCUGCAUGGCGCGGUGUUCGUACCUUGGACAGAGCUACACCACCGGGUCUCCUGGGGCCCAGGUGGGUCUCGGAAGGAGAGGGAGGAGGAUGUGGGGUGUCCGCCAGCAGUGCUGCCUCCCGCCCCGGCCCCGGGCUGCCCCAGCCUGUGAGAACCCUCGGUCGCGAUUGACCAUGGUCUCCUUUCUCACUGCUGCCGCACAUCUCACAGCCUGUCCCCGAGUGUUGUGAUUUUCCAUCCAUGUGGAAAAUAGACGACCCUUCGCCGUCUGCCAUUGUGGCUUCUUCCCAGGAGGCCCCACCCCCGGGUGACGGACACCCCUGGCUCUGGCCAACCUGCAGCUGCCCAGCUGUUCGCUGAAAACUCAAAACAUCCGUCCUUACUCUUCUCCAUUUACACUCCCUCUUGCUUAAGGACAAAGCAAAUUAAAUCAUUCUGCCGCCCCAGGCUCCAAACCAAAUUUUGGAUGCGAAUUUAUUAGCAUCAUAAAGCCCAGGUUGAUUAAUGUGACAAUCUGGAGCCACACAGCAGGGCAGUCGGGUGGCUGCUUUCCCCUCCACCGAGCUGGGACGGCACCAGCCCCAGGGGGCCACACCCCUGCAGGUAACCCAGGGCACUCCCCACUGCCACUGCCUGGGGUCCUUUACGGCUCUGUGUUCACCUGCUGCCUGACCUGCCGGAGGUCAGAAGGGGUCGCCUUCCCCUCUGCUGCUGAUGGCCAGGGGGCUCGGGCAAGGGGGAGAGCCAGACAGAACCCCGCCGAUGUUUGUUCACCACGUGCGUGCGUCGGGCACGCUUGCUGCUUACGUCAGUGUGGUGAGGGGGGCGGGCGCGAUCAUGAUUUCCAUUUUACAGAUGGGCCCCCAGGGUCAGUGGCGGGGAGGGCAGAAGAGGAUGCCGGCCUGGCCUGGCCUCGGUACAGAUGUCAUUGUGGAGGAGGACAUAAAUCUGCCAGCCUCCACCCAAAGCCUUUCACCGGCAUUGCCCCAGACUGACCCCGAGGGCAGCCCAGGCCAAGGUGGGAGUUCGGGUUCCUGAGGGCCGUUUUGCCAGCGGCUCCUGCCUGCUCCCUCACCUGAGGCCAAGAGGCGGCUGCUGCCUUCUAGAUGGGGCAGAUGGCAGGUGACAGGCUGGGAGGCACUGCUGAGUGGUGGAAGGUGGGCAGCAGGCACCUUGCCAGGCCCUUAGCUACACAGCUGUUGUCGCCACACGGGGGCCGGGAGCAGCCCCGGAGAUAGGCAGAGAAAGAGUCAGAGUGGUGGAGGGGGAUGGGGGCACCUCAUGAGAAACCAGCCCCCAGGGGAGGAGCCUGGCAGUGCCAGGCCCCAGGGCCGUGGGACUGAGGGCAGGUCUGAGACUGAGACCGUGCCUGUCUCAGUCGGAUUCCUGAGCAGGGCUGACACCCGGUUGGCUAUGCUAAUGGCCACUGAAAAGCUGGCUCUCCUAAAACCCAGGACUGCAGGGGCGUUUUACUGCCCCUCCUCCCCGGGGCUGGGGCUCAUGGUGGUGUCGGUUGGAGAAAAAGAGAAGUGGUAGCUUCUCACUGCCUGGUAUGUGCCAUGUGCUUUCUGCGUGGACCUUGGCAUAACCUGGGGAUUAGGACCGUGGACCGAGCAGGCAGACCUGUCCCUUGCAGGCAGCGAGCCUCCUGCUCUUCCUCGCCGUUGGUAACACGGGUGAUGGCACCUGCCCCACUGACGGGUUGUGGGAAAAGUACUGAGCUUAGUGCCUGGCACAGAAGUGCUCAAUAAAAGCUAUUAUGUACUGA
Molecule: messenger RNA, 4708 nt
Organism: Suricata suricatta (meerkat)
Lineage: Eukaryota; Metazoa; Chordata; Mammalia; Carnivora; Herpestidae
Gene: SLC38A12
Product: transmembrane protein 104
Exons: 9
Coding region: 1-1485 (494 amino acids)
Source: RefSeq, a predicted model, not a curated record